Messenger RNA from Entrophospora candida, 411 nucleotides. Lineage: Eukaryota; Fungi; Glomeromycota; Glomeromycetes; Entrophosporales; Entrophosporaceae. The record is from the annotation of a GenBank genome assembly.
GCACAUGAUUCGCCAAUAAUUGUAAUGGCAAUCGAUCCAACUUCUUCAUUAGUAGCAACAGGAUCUGCUGAUGGUGUUGUUAAAAUAUGGGAUAUAGAAGGUGGAUUUUGUACGCAUAAUUUUCACGGUCAUGGAGGUGUAAUCAGUUCAUUAAAAUUCUAUAAACAAGGUCAACAUAAUUGGAAAUUGGCUUCUGGGUCAGAUGAUUGUAAUAUUCGUAUAUGGGAUUUACAUAAAAGAAGUUGUGUUGCUAUAUUAAAAAACCAUGUUAGUCUAAUUAGUGGCCUAGAUGUAUCUAAUGAUGGAAGAUAUUUAAUAAGCAGCUCUCGUGAUAAAGUAAUAUGUACAUGGGAUCUUCAUAAUAUCGACAAUAAUAAAAAAAUAUUAAUUAACACAUUUCCAAUUUAUGAG